This is a messenger RNA of Anarrhichthys ocellatus (wolf-eel), 1168 nucleotides long. Its product is annotated as LITAF domain-containing protein-like. The record is from RefSeq and is a predicted model, not a curated record. NCBI's taxonomy places the organism in Eukaryota, Metazoa, Chordata, Actinopteri, Perciformes, Anarhichadidae. Gene Ontology annotation, cellular component: cytoplasmic side of lysosomal membrane; nucleus; cytoplasmic side of late endosome membrane. The transcript has 5 exons. Gene Ontology annotation, molecular function: zinc ion binding. The coding region runs from base 124 to 492 and encodes 122 amino acids.
CCCUCCACUACGAAAAACAGGAAAUACUUUCCUCUGUCGUUCUUCCUUCUCCCCUGGCUUCACCGUGAUUCUUCAUACCUCACUCAGUACCAGGCUCCAACAGAGAGGUAGAGAUUUCCGAAGAUGGAAAAACAACAUGAAUCAGCUCCACCGUACCCUGGACCACCUAUGAACUAUGGGGGUACAGUGCCACAGCCAGGUAUUGCUUAUGCUCCGGUUCUGGGUGCUCCUGCCACAACAGUGACUCACUUGGUAGUAACACCGGCACUACAUGAAGUCCCAGGACAAACUGUGUGCCCCCACUGCCAGCAGUCAGUGAUCACCAACACAGAGCACACUGCCGGCCUGAUGACCUGGGCCGUCUGUGGUGGCCUCGCCCUGUUUGGGUGUAUUUUCUGCUGUUGUAUCCCAUUCUGCGUUGAGGCCUGUCAAGAUGUGGAGCAUCGCUGUCCUUCCUGCCAAAAAGUCAUCUACGUGUACAAGCGACUUUAAAAUUGACUGUGAAUGGAAUAUCACAACGCUUAUCUGUAGUGUCUCUUACUCUACAACGUUCUUUUUUAUACCGAAAGUUAUAAUCCGAAAGGCACUUAUCCUAUACUGACAUCUUCACUGUCAUGUUGUGACUCUGUCACCCUAUGAUUUGAAUGCUAAUGAUAUAUAUAUAUAUCAUGCUGUGUUAUAUACAAAACACUUUUUUGCAGCUGUCUGCUGUAGUCGUUAGUCGCCCAUUUUCUGCAGCACACUAAUUGGAUUUUGCUGGUCAAAGGUCACUGUGACCUCAUAAAACACAUUUUGGCCAUAACUCAAGAACUAGUUUGCCAAUUAUGAUGAUUUCAUACAAAUAUCUAAUGAAAUGAAGUGAUGGCAUUUUGGACAGACAUGGCGGUAUACAAUGGAGAGGUGAUUACUCAAUAGUUUUCGUUAAAAGGCAUUUGUUCAAUUCACUGUUUGGUAUUUUCUACCAAGAGGAUACAUACGACUGAGAGAUUAAAGCCAUGCUAGCUGCUCUGUGGGGCUGUACACAGCGGUGCUAAAUGCUCACAUUAGCAUGCUAACAUGCUGGAAAAUGCAAACAUACUAAUGCUUCGUAAUAAUAUGUUCAUGUUAGAGUUAUGGGUGUUAACAUGCUAAUACUUGCUACCUGUCAUUAAACACAAAGUGCAGUUGA